This is a messenger RNA of Lachancea nothofagi CBS 11611, 417 nucleotides long. NCBI's taxonomy places the organism in Eukaryota, Fungi, Ascomycota, Saccharomycetes, Saccharomycetales, Saccharomycetaceae. The record is from the annotation of a GenBank genome assembly.
AGCUCUACAGAUUGUACUUAUGACCCAAGGUCUGGCAAACCAAAAGAUAAUUUCGUGAUAAAAGCUUCUGUCCGUGGAUGCUCAAGACUGUUCGGAUGCUCAAGACUAUCCGGUUGCUCCAUUAGAAGGCAUUUGGAGCAUACUGGAACUUUUUCAGACUUUGGUAAAUUGAAGAGGAUUUUCUCUGAUAUUUCUGAGGUUGAAUUUCUCAGAGUGGGAACUAAGCUUGCCACAAACUUUGCGCUUGCAAGAAAUAGAGAAUGGUGCGCUUUCGUUACAACAAAUGGUUUCAAGGAUUGUCUUUCGAUCGGUGACCAGACGAGACCCAAAUUGUUUGCCGAAGCUAUUAACCUCUGGAUUCAUUACGCGACCUUAUUUUUGAGACUGGCGAGAGAGGAUCCUUUUUAUAGCAUGUGA